AUGGACACGCCCUCGCCGCCGCUGAUGCCCGCGUCGCUGGCCAGCGCGCGCGAGGUCAGGAACGCGGUCGCCGAGGCCAUCGGGGCGUUCCGGCGGCGCUCGGAGGAGUCGGCAUCGGCGGCGGCGGAGACGACGGCAGACGAGGACGAGGAGGGCAGUGGCUCUUCUGGCGCAACGCCGUCGCUGGACGUCACGUUCGAGCUCGACGACAUGUUCAGAUUCGGCGGCAUGGUUGAUUCCGCAUCGUACUACGAGAGCUUGGCGCAGGGGCUGCUCGUGGACGCGCCGGCCGCCGCCGGAGCGGGAGCGUGGUGGGAGGACGUCGAGCAUGGCACCGCUGACAUCGCACUGUGGAGCUACUAG
Messenger RNA from Miscanthus lutarioriparius, 363 nucleotides. NCBI's taxonomy places the organism in Eukaryota, Viridiplantae, Streptophyta, Magnoliopsida, Poales, Poaceae. The record is from the annotation of a GenBank genome assembly.